AUGUCGCAGUUUCUGACCUUCAAACCAUCAGAUGCUCCGCUUAUCAAGCAAGUGGGAGUGCAGCCCGACUCAGAGGUAUAUGGUGCGUUUUGCAAAGCGAUCGAUCGAGGCGAACAGAUCCCUAAAUUUGGCGAGUGGAAGACAUUGCGUAACAAGAAUGCACAAGAACCUACAUCCAAGCUUGUUGUCAUUGAUGGUGUGCCACAUAAAGAGCACAUCGUAGGUGGUGUCAAAGUGUACCGCCAGGUCUAA
Molecule: messenger RNA, 252 nt
Organism: Clonostachys byssicola
Lineage: Eukaryota; Fungi; Ascomycota; Sordariomycetes; Hypocreales; Bionectriaceae
Source: the annotation of a GenBank genome assembly